Molecule: messenger RNA, 2436 nt
Organism: Symbiodinium sp. CCMP2592
Lineage: Eukaryota; Dinophyceae; Suessiales; Symbiodiniaceae
Source: the annotation of a GenBank genome assembly
AUGCCGACUGCCGAGCCUCGCUCCUCGUUGUGGCCAGCUGGAGUCGUGCCACUUGUUGGUGCUGAUGCAGAGGAAGAUCGAAUCGAGUUAGAGGCAUGGUGUCGAAGAUUCUUCGAAGAGUGUGAAGCCAGUGCUGCUGGCUCUGAGUACGGAGGGUCAGAUGCCGAGUCGCUCUUGAGCAACGCGCCUUCCACCACGACGAAGGCCGAGCACCACGGUGCACGCCGUCGCCGAUGGAAGGCUGUAGCAGUUGCAGCUGCGUUAUUCAUGGUAGCGCUGCUCGUGGCUUGGAUGGUUUGGAAGCAAGGAGGUGUGUCGAAGCACAUGUCCCAGGCAAAAGAGCAGAUCCAUGCAACUCCGGAAUUGCAAGACUCUUUCGAAAAUUGGUUCGUUCAACCUCGUCGGCCAGAGUCAACCUCAGCAACGACGACACCAUCAUCAUCUGUGCAGCAGCAGCAGCAUCAAGAGUCCACCAAGCCAAGCACACAGAUGCCCACGACCGUUGGAGGUGUAACUUCUGCAGCGGCCACCACUGAUACAACUACUUUCUUGACAUCUACAACUGCACCCGAAGUUUGCGCUGAACUGGGAGAAGGUCGUUUUCCCGCGGUGCCUGCUGGCGACAAAUAUGUCAAUCAGUACGACCCGCACAAUCAAUUGAGGAUAGCAGCUGAUCCGUGCAGAAGCAACAACUACUUCAUAGUCAUCGGUGAUUGGGGAAAGGCUUUAGAUGCCGGGGGGCCUGGCAGUUGCCAGCUGAAAGUGGCAGAUUUGGUGAAGAGCUAUGUCCGAGCACAAAGACAGGCCGGCAAGACUUUGCUCUUCAUUGCUUCAGUUGGAGACAACUUCUAUUGGACUGGGGUCACGCCAGAGGCAUGGAAAGUGGCCUGGGCCGAGCCAUAUGGCGUCAAUGAUCAGGCCUCACCGCUCUUUCAGGUUCCCUGGCUGGCAGUCUAUGGCAACCACGAUUUUGGUAGCCAUGAUCCAUAUGCGUUUUGUCCACAUGUACAGCCGAAGCAUAUUCUGGGCUUUCAGGCUUACUCGGGCAAUCAACUCAACAAGGAUCGCAAUCCCCAUCGCCCAGAGUGGACAAGGCAGUUCUGGCUUCCCGACUACAACUAUCACUACGAGAUCCCAGAUGCCGACUUGGAGGUCAUUGCGGUUGACACAAAUGGCGCGGUGGAUGCCAACGGCCAGCUCCUAAUGGAUGGCGCGAUUGGCGGAGACGCGAGAGGUCGGCGGUGUGCUGACCAUCUUUGCGGAGGUCACAACGUUUCCCAAGACUUCUUGCGCAAAGUCGCAAAAGCUGGUCAAGAACUCGUAAAAGAGCGGGCCAAGAAGAACACCGUUGGCACAGUUCUGCUCAUCCAGCACUAUCCGGGCCUUUGCCCGCGAGCCAUUUUUGAAUUAGCGCUACCGCCUCAACGCAGAGGGAAGGACUUACAACAUGUAAGAAUACAGGCUUCCGGCAAUCGGAAGGAUUGGCAGACGUUGUAUGUGACGGAGACUGCCAUGUUGCGUCAGUACCUCAAUGAGGCUCCUGACAAGAAGUCUUGGAAGCCUCCGCUGAGCUCGUGCCGAAUUGGCUUCAAUGACAAGGGAGUCUUCCUGCAUGAGGAUCAUGUCAAGCGAUAUUUUGGUUUGCUCGAGAGUGCUGCACGACAUCUGGUGCCUGCAGUUGAGACACAAGAGGCAAUCCCAAAGUAUUACCGAAGCCAGAAUUGCCACGAAAUGAUGGACUCCCUUGCGGCCAAGGUGCAAACAGUUACUGACGACAUGAGGAAGCAGGUGGUGCAGUCUACAUUCCGGGCUGCUGACACCAAUGGCAAUGGCACCCUCAGCAGGCACGAGAUUGGUUCGCUCAUGCGGCGGCUUGCGGUGUCGGUGACGGCUCAGGAGAUAGACACCUUGAUGAAGGAGGCCGAUGUGAAUCGGGAUGAUCAGAUUGACUACGAAGAAUUCGCGACCUGGAUGCUGAUAACCAGACGCGGGUUGAUCAGCGCCAAGUUGACGGAGGAUCUAGGCAGUGCCGCCGAUGUCGUCAGGGCAUCAUUCCGAGUCUGGGAUUCCAACGGCAAUGGCUUGAUUUCCAAGGCAGAAGUCCGGAAGUUGUUGCUGCAAGCAUGCAAGAUGAAUGCAAAGGAUGUUGAGAUUCUGGCAGAAGUCAUGGACACCGAUGACGAUGGUCAGAUCGACUACGACGAGUUUGUAAAGGUCAUCUGCGCCUACGGCCAUGUCCAUGAUCAAAAUUGCGAUGUGAGGGACGAGAAUGGCCUUUGCAUCGAGAUCCUGUCUGGUGGCGGAGGUGGUUGUUGUGGCGCUGAGGUAAACCAGGCUGGCUUCAGCGUGGUGCACUUGGAUGACCGCGGCGGAGUGGCUUCAGUCGAUGUUGAAAGCCCAGAGGUGCUUGUGCCGCUCCAUUCAUGCAUUUGGUAG